AUGGUCCGAUCCCGCGCCGCGAGACACCUGCUCGCGCUUUCCGCCAUCCUCCUAGUCGCCUGGUAUUCUCUGUGGCACUGGGACUAUCUCGCUCGCCCAUCCAGCCCCGACGCUCCCCCGAAAAGCAGCCAACAUGGCGGCGACGAUGCUUCUGCGCGCCUCGAGAGCGCGCUAGUACCUUUCGAGGCUCAUGUCAUGAGCAAAUGUCCAGAUGCGAGGGACUGUCUGAGAGAGAUGGUUUUGCCGGCAAUGCAGAGAGUGCACGACAAAGUCAACUUCACCCUCUCAUUUAUCGGAACACCUACCGACAACGACGGUGUAGCUUGCCUACAUGGCCCCCAGGAGUGCAUGGGAAACAUCCUCGAGCUCUGCGCCUUUGAGCUAUACCCCGACCCUAAGAUCUCCCUGGGCUUUACCAUGUGCAUCUCGCGAGACUACACCCACAUACCCGAGCGAACUCUUAUUCAGGACUGCGCUCUCGAGCACGCCAUCGAUUUCAAGGCUUUGAACGAGUGUGCGUCCGGCGACGACGGCGCCCAUGGCGUUGAUUUGCUGCGCAAGAGCGUAAUACGAUCCAAGGAGGUAAGCGAAUCGCGAUAA
Messenger RNA from Scedosporium apiospermum, 600 nucleotides. RefSeq lists its product as uncharacterized. The record is from RefSeq and is a predicted model, not a curated record. NCBI's taxonomy places the organism in Eukaryota, Fungi, Ascomycota, Sordariomycetes, Microascales, Microascaceae. The transcript has 4 exons. Gene Ontology annotation, molecular function: oxidoreductase activity, acting on a sulfur group of donors, disulfide as acceptor. The coding region runs from base 1 to 600 and encodes 199 amino acids.